CAAGUUGUUUUUGUAACCAUAAUUCCCUCUCUUCGUCUCUCUCUCUCUCUCUCUCUCUCUCUCUCAUACCGAAAGAACAGUAUCAUCUCGGAGAAGCUCUGGAGAAGUUGAAAGAUGUUGUCGGUGCGUAGAAAAACGUGUUCUCUCGUCCAGGAUUACGUCGCGUUACUCUCGCUUCCGGAUCUUUAAACGAUAUCCGAAUCUUACCUUCGAUUCUAAUUUCGUGGUCUCUCGAUAGCGAGACGGUGUUACCGUUUCCGGUGGAAUGCUGCGCUCGUUUUGUCGCGUCUGGGUUGCCUAGUUUCGCCCUUUCGUCCCCUCUCUUCGUGCUUACGCCAAGAGAUCGCCGACGAAGGUCUUUCGUGGGAGACGAGCACUUUGGAGUACCGGCGGCCCUGUUACAACACAUAGGCGAACGAACUUGUACAUGUGUGCGUGUGCGCGCACGCGUGCGCACAUACGUAAAUAUAUUCACUCGGAUAAAAGGGAAUACUCCGGAGGAAAGUUUUUUUUCUCCUUUUCAAAAUUCCCGCUCGAGAUUCUACGUCGACGCCAUUUUUCAUUCCUUGAUUAUCGUUCUUCGAUGAUAACGUUUUGUCGUUUCGCGUGUCGGUAAUAGAGCAAACGCUUUGGAAUAUUACGAUCACUCGAUAAUGGGAUAAGACAUCGAAUGCAGAUAUACGCGAUCCUUCGCUGAUCAUCGGAAUGUUCGAGCCAAUGAAAACUAUCAAGAUUCAAGUGUAAGACGAAAUUGACCGAACGUAAUUCGCAUAUGUCGUCCAUUCUUCCGGUAUACUUCCUUCGAGCUUGCGGAUCUAGAAGGAGAAUGUAAUAUCGUCGGUAAGGAUAAUAAUGGGGGAAUCUUUGUUCUAAAUUUUAAUCUCGAAGGAUUUCGUAGGUUUCUUUUCGUCAAAGAUUCUAUCGUUGUCAUCGGCUUUACCACUAUUUAACUUAAUUAUCACGUAGGAGAUUAUGCCGAUGGGAUGUGAAAAUUUGCACAAAUUGUCGCGAGUAUGCAUAUGUGUACUCAUUAACGAUACAAAUCUUAUUUGUCUCUCUGGUUCGGAGCGGAUGGCGGGACGGAGGGGCGAGAGAGGGAGGGAGGGAGAGAGAGAGAGAAAGAGAGAGAGAGAGAGAGAGAGAGAGAGUGUCUACGGUGAACGGCUUUUGUUUUGAUAACACUACGAAUUUCGGUCUACGUGAACAUGCACGCGAGCGCUCAUAACUGUGUGGGUAGUCCGACUCUGAACUCGAUCUCAUAGAGCAAACGACGUUAUUCGUAGUCUCUCCUCGUCUUUUCGACUAUAUAAUUAUCGCUUGAUACGAUAGCAAGCGUAUCCAAUGUCCCUGUGUUAUCUAUUUUUCUCUCAUUCAUCGUUCCGAUAUUUUUUCAGGUUGUACUCAACGCGCGUUACUCCGGUGAUCGUGCAUCCAAGUAGAUAGAUAAAUCUUUGACUAUCGAUAAAACGCGCGAGAUUCGAAAGCGUUGGCGGGAAAUUCGUUUUGUCGAUCGAUCGUACGAGUAACAAAAUAGCUCCUCGUUACACAUACGUAUACACGUGUAUAUGACAUUUUAUAUAUAUAUAUAUAUAUAUAUAUCGUGCGUAUAUGCACGUGUGCGUGGAUGUAUGUAUGUAUAAAGUGAUUUUAUCAAUCGAACAUUGCUCGAGUUAGCCACAGAGCUUUCCCGAGUGAUUCUUCUUCGUUGGUGUGGAACGUCGAAACGACCCCGUUUUCCAAGAAGCCGAUGUCGAGAUAAUGCCACGUGAAAAGGCAUACUUCUACAUACACAAACUCGCUAGCUUCACCGCCGAUAAUAUAGGCGAAAUGUGGUGAUGGCCGGAAGAUCUCGACGUCCGAGCUCAGAGCUCGGACCGGAUCUCUCAUCUACACAUUCGAAAAGACCCAAAUUAUCGGAUUUACCUCAAGAGGUUGCAUCUUACGUCACAGUCGAAGAGGAAGAUAACGUGGAAAAGGAGUUAGAAAGUAGCGAAAGGAUAACAACGCCAAAGGACGUUGAAGAAGAAGCAUUAAAUCUCUCACAAGAGACAUUGAGUGCAACGGAAUCUCCAAUAAAUGAAGUAAGCCCAGGACCAUCCUGGAGAGGUCACAACAUUCUAAAGCCUGACGAAGAGCAUACCGAUCAAGGAACGUCCCUUGACAUGAAAACCACUGAAUUGGAUUCUGCGGUAGAUGUACAAACAUCCUUAACGGGGGAACAUGCGUCAUACGAGGAAUUAUCUUAUAUUGGUAACGGUGCCUAUGGUACUGUUUACAAAGCUAAAGAUUUAACCAGCGGUCAAGUAGUCGCGCUUAAAAAAGUUAGAGUACCAUUGACGGAAGAUGGACUACCCACGAGUACAUUAAGAGAAAUAGCAACUUUAAAACAGCUUGAAAGAUUCGAACAUCCACAUAUUGUUAGAUUAUUAGACGUUUGUCAAGGCAAUUAUCAUCAAUUGCCUUCCAGCGACGAAAGAUCUGACAGAUCAAAUCAAGGAUUAACUCUUUGGUUAGUCUUCGAACAUGUGGAACAAGAUUUGGCAUCUUAUUUGUCGUCAUGUCCAGAGAUAGGCAUAUCGUCCGACAUUGUAAAGCAAAUGUCUAAGGAGAUCCUUCGGGGCGUUGAAUUUUUACAUAGUCACAGGAUUAUACACAGGGACUUAAAACCACAAAAUUUAUUAGUAACGCGAGAAGGAACGAUAAAAAUUGCAGAUUUUGGCUUAGCCAGAACAUAUGACUUUGAAAUGAGAUUGACCUCUGUGGUUGUAACCCAAUGGUAUCGAGCGCCAGAAGUUUUAUUAGGUUGCUCGUAUGCAACUCCCGUAGAUACGUGGUCAGUUGGUUGUAUAUUAGCUGAGCUUAGUAGCUUGAAACCAUUAUUUCCAGGUACCAGCGAAGGAGACCAAUUGGAUAGGAUUUUUCGAAGGAUCGUAUCUUCGAGUGGCAAUAUAUCGAAGAGCUUGUAUAAAAGAAAAAUGGCGACCGAGGUGGAAAAAGCACAAACCGCUACUCCCGGCGGCGAUACUAUAUUUGGAAAAAUAUUGCGUAAAGAAUUACCGUGCAACUUCAUUUACGAAGACGAUAAGUGUGUCGCAUUUAAAGAUAUCAACGCCCAAGCUCCUGUACACUUCUUGGUAAUCCCAAGAAAACCAAUUUCACAAUUGUCAAAAGCAAGUAACGAGGAUGAAGCUUUGUUGGGGCAUUUGAUGUUGGUAGCUCGACAAGUGGCAAAACAAGAAGGUCUGGAUAAUGGUUUUCGUUUGGUAAUCAACGAUGGAAAGGACGGUGCGCAAUCGGUCUUUCAUUUGCACCUGCAUGUACUCGGCGGUAGGCAGAUGCAAUGGCCUCCGGGUUAACGACUUACGAAUUAUACGAUCUAAUCUUAUUUCGCACGAAUUCGAAACUCAUGUAUUACAUAUAUUUCCCUUUCGAAUGUUAAUAAAAGGAUGAGGUUAUGAAAUAUACAUCAACGCCUUGAAUAAAGUCUAUAUAAAAUAGA
Messenger RNA from Vespa velutina, 3499 nucleotides. Its product is annotated as cyclin-dependent kinase 4-like. NCBI's taxonomy places the organism in Eukaryota, Metazoa, Arthropoda, Insecta, Hymenoptera, Vespidae. Gene Ontology annotation, cellular component: cytoplasm; cyclin-dependent protein kinase holoenzyme complex; nucleus. The coding region runs from base 1836 to 3356 and encodes 506 amino acids. The transcript has 8 exons. Gene Ontology annotation, biological process: protein phosphorylation; regulation of G2/M transition of mitotic cell cycle; signal transduction. The record is from RefSeq and is a predicted model, not a curated record. Gene Ontology annotation, molecular function: ATP binding; cyclin binding; cyclin-dependent protein serine/threonine kinase activity.